Messenger RNA from Ficedula albicollis (Collared flycatcher), 3080 nucleotides. It is a transcript of the gene OVCH2, whose product is annotated as ovochymase 2. Bases 1 to 2505 code for a protein of 834 amino acids. NCBI's taxonomy places the organism in Eukaryota, Metazoa, Chordata, Aves, Passeriformes, Muscicapidae. Gene Ontology annotation, molecular function: serine-type endopeptidase activity. Gene Ontology annotation, biological process: proteolysis. The transcript is spliced from 22 exons. The record is from RefSeq and is a predicted model, not a curated record.
AUGUGCCCCUCGGUGCUUUUUCUGUCGGACCUCUUUGGUGCUGCACAGAAAGUGAUGCUCCUCCAUCCUAAGUGUGGGCAGAAAGUGCAAGAGACCAGCCUGGGGAGUUUUUUUGCCCUUUUCUCUCGGAUUGUUGGGGGACACCAGGUGAAGCAAGGCUCACAUCCAUGGCAGGUUUCCCUGAAGAGAAGGCAAAAGCAUUUCUGUGGAGGCACCAUUGUUUCUGCUCAGUGGGUGGUCACAGCAGCUCACUGCACCCUCGACAGGAAUCUACUGCAAUACUUGCAUGUCACGGCAGGAGAGCACGACUUGGGGCUCAGGGAGAGCAGUGAGCAGACACUGCCUGUCAAAUCUGUCAUCCAGCACCCCAAGUUUGACCCCAGGACUCCGAUGAACUAUGACAUUGCCCUUCUGAAGCUGGAUGGCACCUUCAACUUCAGUGCAUCAGUUUUGCCAGCAUGCCUUCCUCAGCCAGGUGAAAAGUUUGAAGCAGGAUAUAUCUGCACUGCUUGUGGCUGGGGCCGUUUAAAGGAAAAUGGACUGCUCCCUCAGGUCUUGUAUGAGGUCAAUCUCCCGAUCCUAAGCAGCAGAGAGUGCUCAAGAGCACUGUCAACUUUGAAGAAACCCAUCCCAGGUGACACCAUAAUGUGUGCUGGAUUCCCAGAUGGAGGAAGAGAUGCCUGCCAGGGAGACUCUGGAGGUCCCUUGUUGUGUCGAGGCAAGCACGGGGCCUGGACCCUUGCUGGUGUCAUCUCCUGGGGGAUGGGAUGUGCCCGUGGCUGGAUGGGGAACAAGCAGAAGAAAUAUCCCAAAAGAGGAUCCCCGGGAAUAUUCACAGACCUCAGCGUGGUGCUGCCCUGGCUUCAGGAGAACAUGAGUGCUGAUCUGAAAGUGAAAAGCCUCACAGCGUUUUGUAGUGUUCAGGAUGGCAAACUCUGCAGCAGAGAAGGGGAAUUACAUUUUCCUGGAAGGCGUGCACAGUUCUAUCAAAACCACCAGCUGUGUAUAUGGACUCUGUUUGUGCCAGAAGGGAAUUACAUAUGGCUUCAUUUCUCCCACUUUGAUGUAGAGCCAGAAAUGUUCUGUGACUAUGAUUCUUUAUCAGUCUACUCAAAAGAUGACAGACUCGUGGGGAAAUUCUGUGGAGGAGAUCUUCCAUUACCUAUUUUGAUUGGCUCCAAUAGCAUGAGGCUGAAAUUUGUUUCUGAUGGUGAGGAUUACAGAACCGGUUUUUCCAUUACUUACAAAGCUCUUACAUCAGAUAUUCUCCCUGAUGCUGGCUGUGAGUCCCUGGCUGUCCUUUUUGAAGAAGGAGUGUUGGAGAGUAUGCACUACCCAGAGCACUACAGCAACCUGGCAGGCUGUCAGUGGAUGAUCUGUGCUCCAGAAGACCACGUAGUCAAGCUUACAUACCAGUCUUUUGAAGUAGAAGAGAGUGAAGAUUGCUCCUAUGAUGCCGUGACUGUGUACGAAGAUGUGGGAAAAAAAGAGGAAAUUGUCAAGUCUUGUGGAUUUGCCCUGCCAGCACCUGUUCUAAGCUCCUCUGCUGUGAUGCUGGUUGUCUUCCACUCUGAUGAAACAGAGACCUUUGGAGGAUUCAGAGCUACAGUCUCCUUUGUUCCUGUAGCAGAUUUAAAUCCUUUGAAUUCAACUAAAGAAGAGUUUGAAAACAUGAAUGUUACUGAGGAAGAAAUAAAGGUUACAACAGAGGAUGUUUGCGGAAUGCCCUCCAAUCAGCCCAGGUUCCUCUUCAGCAGGAUAACUGGAGGUGAAGAAGCCGUGCCCUACUCGUGGCCUUGGCAAGCCAGUGUACAAAUUGCAGCUGAGCACAUCUGUGGAGGAGCAGUCCUUGCCCGAGAAUGGGUUGUCACAGCUGCCCACUGCCUCCAUUCCAGGUUAGCAUACAGAGACUUAUGGAUGGUGGUAACAGGACUACAUGAUCUUACAGAGCAAGAGUACAGACAGAAAAGGCCAGUCAAGCAGCACUUUAUACACCCAAGUUUUAACAAGACCACUCUGGACUGUGACGUUGCCCUGCUGCAGCUGGCUGAGCCCUUGGAAUUCAGCCCCUCCGUGCUCCCAGUGUGUCUCCCUGCCGAGCAGGAGGUGCUGCAGCCCUCCAGGACGUGUGUGGUCACAGGGUGGGGUGCACCUGAAGCAGACAGAGAAAAGGGGAAAAAACUGCAGCAGCUGGAAGUCCCCAUCCUGGCACCUGACAUAUGUCAGAGCUAUUACAUAAACCUUCCCAGUAAAGUGACCCAGGGGAUGAUCUGUGCAGGAUUCCCUCUGGAGGAAGGCAAGGACUCAUGCACAGGUGAUUCUGGAGGCCCAUUAGUUUGCCCUUCAGAAGACAACUUGGGGUUUUACACACUCCAUGGAAUUACCAGCUGGGGCUUGGGAUGUGGAAGGAAGAACUACUGGGGAGUAUACACCAAUGUUGGUUUUUUUGUUGACUGGAUCAAGAAGAAUAUUAAUAGUAGUGAUCUCCCCAUUUUCAUUGUGUGAGUGCCAAAAGAACAGUUCUGAUGGAUCCUGUUGUAAAACAAUCCCAAAGCACAAAUGUCACUGAAAACAAAAUUUGGUGGGAGUACGCAGGUUUUUGACUGAUGAACAGAUUCCAGAGUAGCUGGUACUUACCCUGGGGAAUUCACUGUUGCUUUACCUGAACAGAGACUUUGGCUUUCCACGUGUGUUGGAGCAGUCACAAGUUACCUGCAGGCUUCUGACACUCUGUUACUCCAUCAAAAGAGGAAAAAUAAACCACAUGAGCCAAGCAUGUCCUUGAAUGUAGUGCUGGGGAGUAUAAAAAUACUGCAGCAUAUUUUUAAUGCAGUUUCUGGUUUCACAAAUUGUGUAGUGUUUGAACAAAAGCGUUUCAAAAGGAAGGUGUUACAGGCCAAGUGACCAUGCAAGAACUGAGAGCUGUCCUAAUUAAUCUAGGCAUUAACUUGUACAAAUUAACAUUUGUUUAAUGUCCAAAAGGCUGCCUGUACAGAAAUCUGUGGUGACAGGCUCCGAUUAGCUUUGCAGACCCUUGUGCUCUCAGCUUUAGUGUUUAAAACUAGAUUAGCAGGGUACUA